Messenger RNA from Pocillopora meandrina, 5812 nucleotides. Lineage: Eukaryota; Metazoa; Cnidaria; Anthozoa; Scleractinia; Pocilloporidae. The record is from the annotation of a GenBank genome assembly.
AUGCGUACAAGAGAAAUGUUACUGUGUGCAGCGGGAAGUAUAUUCAAUGACCUUUGCAAGUGGAUGUUUUCAUUUUCUCUUCUGUUUUUCAUGGAGGUAGUGGAACUUUCAGCUGCAGACACUGGACUUAUUAUACUCAUUGGACAAAUUGUCGACGCGUUGACUUCAGUAAUCUCUGGUUACCUCGGCGAUAUGGUUAAAGUACCCGUUCUUUCACGGAAAAUUGGAAUGCGAAAAUCUUGGCAUCUCAUAGCAACGGUUUUUAUGGGCAUCGUAGUUCCUCUCUGCUUCAACCGUUGCAUUCUCUGUAGUGGAAGUCAUCAAACUUGGCUUCCCACCGUCUAUUACGGUUUCUUGUACUCACUGUAUAACAUGUGUUUCAGCGUGGUGGAGAUAAAUCACCUGGCUUUCAUCACAACUUCAGCUGUGUCGGUUGAAGAACUAACAGAUCUCAGCGCCAUCAGGUUUGCUAUUUUGAAAAGUAUCAUAUUAAAUUAAAGUAAACUGUUCACCCAUUUUGUUUGGCUCUUACCAAAGAUGUACUGGAGGACAGACGCAUAGUUUAGGUCGCCAUCCGCACAAUUUUGCGUUUUUAACACCUAAAACAAACAGAUUACAUGUUGACGUGAUCAAGAUCACAUAAUAUGUCAAAAUGUGGUAAGAACAUCAAUUAUACACCCGGCUGCGCAACUCUCUUGAAGUUACUUUUCAUUGCAACGCUAAUGUAAGCGUAAAUCGGUUGACUUAAGUACCAUUGCCUCUUGCUUCGUAAAAGUCAUAAGAAAUAACAAUUAUUUAAUGAAAAACCUUCUACCUAUGCGUAAGUCUGCUCAGACCUCCAUUUUAAUUGCUCACACACAUGUGAAAUUAAGUUUCGUACAGAUUCAUCAGUUUUUAUAACACAUUCAGCCGUUGACUGACUUUACUGGCCAUAAUGGACUGCAACUUGUAUUCCUGUGUGAGGCUUCAGGUUUCGUGUCAGUUGCUUCAAUUCUAAGACCCUAUGAAGUUUCAAGCAGUCAAUUACGCAGGGAUUUACUUUUGAGGUUGCAUUUAAUUAAGCACAGCAUCAAGUUAACUUGUACAUGAUUCAAGAUAAUUAUGUUGAAUCUUUAUCCAACUAAUUUGCGAAUUUUUCAUAAAGACUGGUUGCGUCUACUUUCUGGUUAAAAUGCAGACAAGAGAACAGUUAUUUUGCGCGGCAGCUUAAUUUUUCAGUUAAAAUUUUUCUUUCAAAGAAUCCCGGCGGGCGAAAAUCUGCACCUUUUGAUAACAGUUUUAAUGAGAAUUAUCAUUCCUUUUUUCUUUCUUUUGUAAUAGAAAUCAUAGUGGGUGGCUUCCAAUCGUCUAUUACAUCUUCUUGAUCUCGGUGUGCAACAUUUGUUUGAGCACUGAUGAGAUAAAUUAUCUUUAUUACAACUGUAACUGAAUCCGUCGAGAAUGUAUAUUAGUGCCAUGAAGUUUGCUUCAAGAUCCUUUUUUUAAGACACAUAGCUCAUACGGCAAUCAUAACUCAACUCAAGCACGGACACUCUGAGAACGGUUAUCUAAGAACAAUUUUCCUUUUUCUCUCUUUCUUGUUCAAAAGGACAAUGUUCAGCUUCCUUAGUGGUAUUUACAUAUACGUGAUCGCCUGGGGCCUUUUCGGACAAGACAAUAGCGAUACUCUUGGACCCCAGAGCCUUCUAGAUUUUGUGGUAAGCAACAGCUUCGUUGAUAGUUCUAUUCUACGAUAUGCUUUGACCAACAGGCGGAAGCUCAAUACAAUAAAAUUAAAAAAAGAAAAAAAACGCAAUUAAAAAACGGGUUGGAGAAAUUUGGUUUUCUCUUCCUGCACUGCCUGUCAGCCUUUUAGCCUCCUUCCACACAUCUCUGCAGGCAUUAAAAAUCUUUUUUUUGUCCUUAACCUUGCAACUUUCAAGAGCUGACUGUCAAUUCUCGCCUGGAGCUGCUUUGCAUUCCCUUGUAAAUUAAUUUUCAGAAUUUAGUGUUAGAUCAAGAUAAAAACUUCUUUCUGAUAGGUAUGAGUAUUCUCAUCAGCUGAAGAAUGUAUGUUUACUACGGGGAGAGGUUACAAGUUAAUCAUUUCUGGGAGUUAAAGGGUUAAAAUCCUAGUUGAUUAAUUCUUUUCUAAACAGUACCUCUCGUGGAUUGCUACUGGAACAGGAAUCUUCUUUGCAGUCAUCUUCCACAUUGGUACAAAGGAACCUCAAAUAUGUCAGAGUAAAGAAAGCGCCACAACGGAUCUUACGGUAAGACAGGAAGCAAAAAAGAUAUUUCCUUUUCAAAUAUAGGUCAUGCAAAAGCUUAUUUUUGUGUUAGGAGAGCAGACAACACCAUGGAACUAAUAGAGGCGCGCUUGCGCGAUUGUUUCUUCGUUCUUCAUUUGAUUUAUUUACAAGAGGUCUAUUAAUCUGAACGGAUCUUGAAGUUACAUAGCGUGACCAGAGGGGUAGAGGUAUGGUCUACACAUUAUUUAAAGCAAUCCGUAAUUCACUCUGGCCACUUUCCCGUUAUUUUGCAGAAAGCUCCUGGAAAAUUCAUUGAAGAGUUUGGACCCGAAAAUGCAAGUAUGUCUAUGGAUAUGUACUUUGGUGUGUUAUUUUAAAAGCCGUCUUUGUUUCUAUUAAAAUUGCAGAUGUAACGUCCUCUCCGACAUCAAACUGAACUACAAAAAUGAAAAACGGUACUCAUCUUUAUCUCAAGGGGGAUAGGUCUUCUUUUUGCAUGGAGCUCCUUAAUAUCUAGGGUAUUGUUGCCUCGAUAUUUUUGAGAAUCUAUUAGCCAUGACUGUGUGCAGACAUGCCACAAGUUUGAUACAGGUGGUCCUAUCUAGAGACAGCACCAAUUUGGCUUGAAAUGUUUAGACAACGUCCUCUUUAAAGCAAAAUAUCUAGUUCAGGAGUGCACGUCAAUUGGAGAUUAAGAUUAGUGAUUAGAAGAUUAGACGUUCGUUAAUUGCUUGUUUUGUUUUUUUCUCAAGAUUCUAGACGGACCAGUCUUGCUUUUAAGUUUACUGACAUGGUUAUGACUCCAACUGAAUAUGAAGAACAUCAAAGUGAGAUGAACGGAUGUGGAGAAACCAAAAGCGGUGAAGUGCGUAUCAGAAAACGAAGUCUUCUGCAGAAGGUUGCUGUUGCUAUGUUUGAUGACGGUAAAACUGAUCUAGAAGUACAACAUCUUGAUAGUGAACGCAAGAAGAGUCUACUAACGCUUGAUUUUGACGACAUCCUAUUGAGAUUACAACACGAAGAGCACAAACAUCCAACAUGUGUUGGUGCCAUGGAAAACCAAGUUUCAAUGGACGGUAUAGACCGCGAUCAUGCAACUGAUGAAGAGCCGUGGAACGCCAGGCAAGAAGAGAUCAAAAACACUACUGAUGAAGAUAUGUGGAAAAUGACCAACAGCGCGGCCCCCAAGACAUCUUUUUGUACCGUAUUUAGGCAAAGAAAACAUGGAAUGGUGGUUUUUCCGGAUGAUUGUAAAUUUGGUCUCUCUAACUCUGGAUUUGAAGAUGAUGGAGGUGAUGAUGAUAAGAAGGAAAGCCUUUGCGGUACAUCAGUUAGGAAGCAAAGAAAGUCUGUGACUUUCGAUCCUUCUGGAUUUCUGGAAAUGCCGUCAAUGAACGGAACAGAACGACAGGGGUUAAAUCUCGAUCACACGUCUAACAACAAAACGAUUCUGGAUGAAAGUACGCAAGAUUUUCCAAAACAGCACGUCAGAAAAAUCGAAAGAAUAGAAGGUUGCGAUGGCACAGAUAAUUCGUUAACUUCAGCGGAUAACCCUGAUCUUCAUGGUCUCCCUGUUCAAUCGACAAGUUCUACAUCUGAGGGAAGACGUCCAAAAGGAAUCAAAAACUGGCUAAAAGAUCCAAACGUGUACAUGGUAAACCCUCGUGUUUCCAAGUAUCCUUGUUUGUUGAUUAAGUUGACUCUCUGUGAUGUUUUCCUCGUGUUUUAAUUUUCAGGUAGCCAUUAUCUCAACAUGUACACGCCUUGCGCAGGACUCUGUAUACAGAUAUUUACCGCUAUUCCUCACAGAGAGAUUAUCAUUCCCCAAGGUAUAGUUCAAUUUGAAGUGCUCAGUUGUUUUCAAACUUAUUGAUAAUUAUAUUAAUCUCAUGGUAUUUUUGUCCUGAAUCAGGCAGCUACCGCUUAUUUUCCACUCGUCCUCCUAACCAGUGGCUCUCUAGCAAGUUCAAUGUGUAAGAAAUUGAAAAGGAAAAUUGAAAGUAAGGUAAGACCUAGAUUAACAGGUUCUUCUAGUUGGUCACUCCACGUCUGUGAUAGUGGAGAUACAUUGAUUGCACCAAACGUCGGCUUAUCUACUUGUUGAUGAUAAUGAUUGACUGAGAGGGGCAGGCAAUAAAUCAACGAUCAUCUCGAUGGCUCUAUUGAACUUAACUCGACAAAUGAACUACUUUUUCUCAAGUUACGAUAGUCAGGAGUUCGAUUCCUCAAAUGAUUCUCAGAUAUUUUCUUUGCGUCUUGCUUAUUACAGAACCCAGAACAAAUUCAUUUGUUUAAUUAGUCUUAGUAACUUUCAUACUUUCGUUGAUAUGCACAUCAUAGCGGAGCUACCUUCUGGCAAGCUUAUUAGUGAUGGGUGGCGCUGUUUGGAGCUAUUUUCAAACCUUCUCCACCAGACAAUCAACUUAUGCACCAGUGGUUAUGAUGGGAAGUGGUCUGUCCAUUAUGUACGUCAUGGCACUGGUCUUCAUCACCGAGGUGAUCGGGGAAAAUAGGGUUAGUGUUUUGAAACAAGUUUGAAUGCUUUCGAGGAAAGGCUAAGUCGCAAAAUCUGAUCAGUUCAGUUAUAGUACAUUUCUAGCAUUUUUGAAAUUGAAAUGGCAUGAAAGUUCUUUUGAAUGUCGCAAAAAAAAAUUCCAAACUAAUCACAACUCUGUCAGAACGAAAUAAAAUCUCACAAGCAGCUACUGAGAAUUUAAAGUGAAAUACAGUUAGACUGCCUGAGGUUUGGGAAAUUUUGAGUUACAUCUGAUCGGUUGAGAGAUUGUUGCAAGUUUUUAAGGCCAAUCACAGAGGGUAAUGAAAAAGAACUGUUUCAUUCGCGGACUGGUUUCGAAACUUGAUUAAACCCAUGAUCAGUGUGCAUAUUUUUUAGAGUGCUCUCUAUAAAUUUACCAUGAUACUAAUAAGGAGAACUUUUCUAACGAUCAAGACCUUUAUUUUGAUUGGCCAUCAUUUGCCUUUUUCUCUCUUGACGUACAUGUUUGAUUCAGUAGUGACAGUGUGAGGAGAAACUAAAGACCUGUUGGUCUUAGGGGUAAGGAGUUAAAAAUUAUGUUAAUAAUAGUACUAAUGUUGGUUUCCCAUAUGAGAUCAAUGAUUUAAUACGGUGAUUUCCUGUCAGGAAACCAGUGGAUCAGUGUUUUCUAUUAUCAUUGUACUCGCCAGAAUCUCAAGCGGUGUACUUAUCAUUGGUAUACAGGAAUUUUAUCCAGAAGAAAGGUUGGUCUAUCAAAUCUUUAUUGUAAUUUACCCUAGAAGGAACGUUUAGAUAACCAGCCGAUUUGUUAAAACUCGAAACGUAUAUUCAGGAGGUUUGUCUUUACCAGCUUGACCAGGCCAUCCUUGACUAUUUGAAAUAGUAAUGACUGUUUUAAAAUUAUGCACGAUUUAGUAAACUCCUCAAUUCCUUUAUUCAAUUUAGAACCAGCUCAAAUGAGGCGGUUAGCAACUACUUACGGCAUGUGUUUGUAAUGGCGCCUGGAGUGUUAACUCUGGUGGGAUUCUUGCUGGUUUUGUUUUUCCAACCAUCUAACUUUAUCUGCAAAAGUAAAGGUAAGUAC